AACAUUCAGAAGAAUGUGAACGUUGAUCUGUAUUUGGGUGCUAGAAGUCAAGUAGACAUUUCUCAUCGCUGGCCUGAGGCUGCUGCAUUUGGUGUAACUCCCAGCCAGGCAGCAGGACAAGGCUGGGUUUGUACCACACCUCUGUCACCUGGGCAGAGCGAGCCCAGUCCGAUAUAGACUAAUACUCUCCUGCCCUUCUCAGCUGUUCCAGGACACCACCAGUCAGUUCUCCACUUCCCGCUUCCAGCAGCAGAAUAAUCUCUGCUUCAGGCUGCAGCAGCACAGCUCUCAGUAUGUGGCUCACAGGAUUCCCCAUCUUGCUUUGUCAGUGCAACACCAUCAGAAAGCAAAGGCAGUUGGCACCUGCUCAGCACCUACUGCUCACCAUCACUGUUCAGAAGGAAGGAACAAGAACGGUGACUACCCAGUAGAAAAACAGCAGCUUCGUCCUGUAUCUUGUAUCGAUCCUGGGAACCCUUCACUGGUCAAUAAACAUUUGUCACUUCGUACUGUAGAUUCCCCUCUUAGACACAAAUUAGAGCUGUGUCCCUCUUCAAGGAGCUCAGGUGACAGUGUGAAUGCUUGUCAUAGUUCAGCCCUGACUUUGGGGGAUCUCGGUCUACCUAAUUUGGAGUCCCUUCAGACUCUCUUGCAGUUGUCACGGAUUUCUGCUGGCUUGUACUGUUCGGUCUGGAGUCUGAAGCAAAAAAUUGUUUUGAUGGGAAUACGGGGCUCCCUUCCUUUGGAGCCCAGCUCUCCUCCAGGCAGUGGCAGUUUGUGCUUUGCUCCUGAUGAUUCACCUUCUAGUACCGUGAGCACAGGAGACCAGCUAGCUGGAGUGAAAAACAGUGCUGCUCAGGCAAGGUUGAAAUGGAGCAUCCCAUUUGCCAAAGGCUGGAGCCUUGAUGCAGUGGCAAGGGACUUGAGUCAUGCUGAACCUAUCUCUGCCUCUCAUGGAUGUGGGUGUGUUGACUCCAGCAUGUGGAGAACAAAACUUUCAGGUGACAUCUGGCCAGAAAGACUGUCUGCUGAGGUGGGCUCUGGCAGGCUUGUGGAUACAAAAGCACAUUCCUCCAACAACUGCUCCCCUCACUUCAGAUGCCAGUCCCAGGCAAAGUCAACUCCAGAAGAAACUGGUGGUCUUUAUGUUCAUACAAAAAUUCAUUCUUCUGAAAAGGCUCUUAAAGAGACAUCUGGUGGGGCAUUCGCAUGUCCUAUACCUUGGAAAAAAGAUCUUCCAGUCAGCCUGUAUCCUGAGGGUCUGCAGGUGUCACUGGAAACGUGUUUUGAGGGAGCUCAGGUGAAUGUUGGUGUAGCCAUGUAUGGGACUCCAAGGGAAGUGUGUUUAAGAGUCACUUCUCCUUCUGGAGAUCAAGAGUUUAGACCAAUACAGCAGCUUAGUAUUAGAUCUGCAGAAGUCAACAAUUGUGAACCUCCUGUUGAGUCCAGCAAAGUGUUAGAAGAGGUUUGUGACUCUACAUCACAAGCAGCCAGGAGAAUGACAGUGGUGGGCAACAGCCAGUCCAGCCCUUCCAGUAUUCAGGUUGAAAAAGGCUUUGGUGAAUAUUCUGACGUAGAAUGUGGGAAUGUGAGCAGAGAAGGAAGGAGAAACAAAUGCUCCUACCAAAGCAGCUGGAGGAAUUGGGAAGCUGAUGCCAGUCUUGACUGCUCUGAAGAUCCUUUGGUGGAGAAGAGUGUCCAAGAACCAGAGUACUGUGAAGAAGGGAACCAGGCACAGGAAACUGCCUCCAGAGAGGUGUCAGAGAACAGCUGCUGGUCUUUGAAGGUGCAUGAGCAAAGUUUCCAGCAGUUAUGUGACAGACUAAUAGUAAGCAGGUAUUUCCAAGCCUGGAGGGACCACAUCCUCUGGAAGAGGGCUGCAGCCACACAGCUUUACAGGCGCCGACUGCUUCAGAAGGGCCUUGGGGCCUUUCAGUGGGCUGUGCACCUGAGGAGGAUGCAGCUGGAGGUAGCCCAGCAGAGACAUGCCUCGGCUCUGCUAGCUGCCAGCUUCCGCAAGUGGAAUGAAGCUGUAGCGAAAAGGGGCAAGAAGCAAGCUCCACAGCCUGCGCCGUAUUCUUAUACCCAAAGUUCAUCAGUGGGUUUUUCUGGAUUAGGAAGAUUAGCAACUAUGACAACCUCAGCUCAGCACCAGCUUACAGCAGCAUACUUGAAGGAAGCUGAGCAGGCUUGUAGGGUGGAGAGUGAACUCUGGACGCAGCUUCAUCGUAGGCAGGGAGAUGAGUUCUGUUGGAGAACUCAAGCAAUCAGAGACAUGAGACGUCUGGCUGCUUUCAGACUGUGGUGCCUGCAGAAGGAGCUGCUGAGCAAAGAGGAAGCCAGGCUCCUGGAAGCACGUGCCCUGCUGGAAAAGAAGCGGCUACGAAACAUUUUCCAGUUGUGGCGGUCCCAAUGCUUAGAAAUGAAAAAGAUUUUACAACUGACAACUUGUAUCCAAAGAAACUUAGUCUCCCGGUGCUUCAGGGUGUGGAAGGAGACUGUUGAGCAGAAAGCAUUUUACAGGUGCAACCUGGCCCAUCUCAGAGUAGAAUCACUGGGGAAAUACUUCCAGCAGUGGAUUCAGAUGCUGCAGAUCAGAGAAAGCAAUAAGCAGGUGAUGGUGAACUUCUUCCUUCUGAGACGGAGGCAACAUUAUGGACCAGCUGUAAGCUCAGUAGCUGAUAAGACUGUGACAGAGAGAUAUGACAGUCAGCCACGGUGGACGGCAGGGAGAUGGUUUCCUGAGAAAACAGGCUACUCUCUCGAUGACUUGUGCCUGAAGGUGAAACUGCAGAGAGCGUAUCUGCUGUGGAAAGCGAGGCUUUACGAGCACCACAGAGCUGAUUCUUUCACUCAGGCUCUGGAGCAGUAUAGACUCAGAAAAGCUCUGAAAGUGUGGCAUCAAAAGUUUCUCAUGCUGAAGACAAUUGAACCAAGUCCUAAGCACUCUCAUGGGACUGUCUGUGAAGAACCUCUUGCCUUGCUGUUUUGUGAGGACCUCUCAACAUCUUCUGGCUUCCACAGCAGCGCUCCAGCUACUCUCACUUCUCAAAGCUCACUGGAAAAGGAAUACAGUUUUAGUGACAGCAGCCAGCAGAGCUGCUCUUCCAUUGUGACUGCUGAAGAUGUGACACGUGUGCCAUGUUACAGUUCUUUCCUGCAACUGCACCAGCGUGCAGAGCUGCCAGCUGAGCUCGAUGGGGAGUUGUACUUGCAGGCCUCUUUCCCUUCACGGAGUAGCGGAUCUAGAGAAAAUUGGUUUGUGGGAGGUCAGUUCCAGUCUUUGGCACUGCAGAAUCCAGACAGUAAUGUCCAGUCGCUCAUCGGUAACUCUGCGUGGAAAGAGGACUGCAAUUCUGAGAGGGAUGUGAAGAGCUGCUGGCACCAAGCAGAGAAAUCCUGCGUGCAGAGAGUCUUUCUCAGGUGGCACCACUGGGCUGUGGAAAACCAGAAACAAAAAGCAGCAGCAGCCCUUAAACAUCAAGUUCAUUGCUGCCAGACGGCUUUCAGCCUGUGGAAGAAGAGACUGGUCCAGAAAGUGGAAGCUGACCAGAGAUUCAGGUGUCACAUCCAGCAGAUGACUGCUGAUGCUCUGUGGUGUUGGCAUUCCUACUGUCAAAGGAAUUGUGCUAUGAGAGAGCUGCAGCAACGAUGGGUUCAGCACAGCCACCAGAAGAAGAAGAGGUUGAUCCUGCAGACGUGGUAUUGCCAAACAAGGCAACUGAAAAAAGCUGCUUUAUUCUGGGAGCGUCUUCUCCUGCGCAGGUGCCUAAUCAUCUGGGUCCAGGUCACUGCCUACAGACUGAGGCAGCAUGAAGCCCUCUCUUUUUUCAAAAGAGUCAGAGAGCACCAUCUCCUAAUAGCAAGCUUUGCUGAGUGGAGGGUGAAAUUCUUGACAGCUAAACAGCAGGUGCUGAGAGAGGAGAGAAACCGCGAGUGGCAGGGACGCUCUCAGGCUAAAGCCUGUCACCGUUGGCGACUGGCCUCGAGGGGACGGCAAGCCUUUCGCCUGGGGUCUGUGGCUGCUGUGAAACAGGCCUGCAACUACUGGACAAAAACAGCUGCUUUUUCCCAGUGCUCACGGCAAUGCAGUACCCUGAUAGGUGCAAGGAAGAGCAGGAAGAUGUCUCUGUCUUGGUCCCUAAAAAGGAGAGGGUGCAGAGAAAAGGCUUCAGCACUAGCUUCCUUCUUUGGGCUUUUUCCCAGUGCUGUUCACCGUUGGCUGGUGAUCUACAGAAACCAAACAAGAGCUGAAAGGCUGCAGCUCCCUCAGCUGCUAGGAAGACAUGGCUUGGUAGGACCUGUUCCUGCACAUGCCGGGAUCCAGGAGAAUAAAGCAGAGGUGGACUCUGAGAAGCGGGAUGAGAAGAGGCUUGGGAGGAAGUAUCUGAGGUGGUGGCAUCGCACAGUGAUGCUGCGCCGGUGCCAGCGUGGCAGGAGGCUGCGCUGUCUGGCAAGGGGGUGGCAUCAAUGGAAAGAAGCCAGCAGGGUGGUGAUGCUGGCACAAGUGUUGGACCAGCAGCGGCUGAUAGAGAAAGCCUGGAGGGCGUGGAGACGACGAUACUUACAAAGCUGUGCGGUGCAGAACUUUUUGGAAGUAGAAGCCAGGAGCUUACUGUCCCAGGCCUUUGGAAGGUGGCGCCAGCUAACAGCAUUCCAGCUCAAGGACAAAGGACGCUGCUGAAUGGUGGGGGCCUGUCUGCAGCUGCUCAUUUCAGGAGCCGAGGAUACAGCUGGCUGUCACAACAAAGAGCUGGUCCGUUGCAAUCAAGAAAGCAGCACAUGCUCUACUCACAUAAAAACAGUGCUGCAGGCAAGAAGUGUGAUAGCCAAAGGACAACCAAGAAGAGAUGGUACCUAGUGAAAAGUCCUCUUUAAAGGACUGAUACCGUACUUCCCUACAGCCACAAACUUAAACUUACUCCCUCUUGUUGUGAGAUUACAUCUCCUUCUCUUCUAGACCCUGAUUUUGUUGGAGUUCUGAUUAAAGGUCAAAAAACACCUU
Messenger RNA from Cygnus atratus (black swan), 5005 nucleotides. It is a transcript of the gene C21H1orf167, whose product is annotated as chromosome 21 C1orf167 homolog. The record is from RefSeq and is a predicted model, not a curated record. The transcript is spliced from 20 exons. The coding region runs from base 719 to 4684 and encodes 1321 amino acids. Lineage: Eukaryota; Metazoa; Chordata; Aves; Anseriformes; Anatidae.